UCACUCAGGACUGAAAUCACUCCCAUCACUGGAUCACAGUGAAUCUGAAGAGAUCGAAAGAUCCUCUUCUGGUUUCAGGGUCAGACUUAAAACCCUUGGGAUCAGGCUCCACAGAGUUCAGAUUGAAUCUCCUGUAAAGAUCUGAUGAGGCAACUAUAAAUGAAAAUGGUUCUCUAGUCUCAUUUUAAGCUUUCUAAACUGUUCUGCUUCAGAGUUCAUGUCGAGUGGUUCGCUUUGUUCCAGCAGUUGGAUGAAGAAGUUUGAGCUGUGAUUUCAUUUCCUGUAUUUCAGAGUAAAGACUGAAGUGACAAAUGGAAACAUGUUUACAGUCAGAUUCAGAUGAACUGUGUUCAGUGGCACAGAUGGAGGUUUGUCAGAGGAGGAGACUUGGCUGUUCUCCACUCACACUGAACAGGGUUCCUGCAGCUUAUUAAAAAUCUGACCUGAAAGUUAUUAAAAAUUUCCUUGUAACACUGAGUUACAGUAGGGGGGCUGCUCCGUAAUCCAGUUCAAUAACACAUCUCCUGAGAUUAAACAUAAGCUUAUUUAAUAACGUGGAUCUCUUUUUGUCCAGAUUUUUAUUCAGAGGUAGCAUCUGUGGUAAGAAUUGACCCAGAUCUUUACAGAUCUUAGACUUUAGUGUCAAGUUCAUUUUCUUGUUGAUGCAGAGCCAGAAUUUAGAUAUUUUUAGACAAUCCCAUAAAAGAUGCAUGUAAGUGCCAUCUGCUGUUUUAUAUUUGAGAAAAAACGUUGGAAGGUCUUUAAAAUCUUUUAUUUUUUCUGAAACUUGCUGUAGGUAUUAAAACUUAUGAUUUUGUGUUUAAGAUGUCGAAACAAUUAAUUUUGGGAAUUCAUUUUUUAAAGUUGUUGUUUCAUUUGCUCAGAGUUCAUCAACGUUUUCAUCAUACAAGGUGGGAUGGAUCCAUGCUUUUAUGCUGUUUAAGACAAAUUCUGAAAGAACGCAGAGAUUGAGACCCAUUAGACCAGGCAGCAUUUUUCAGUCUUCUAUUGUCCUGAGCUGUGGCCUCAGUUUCACUGGAAGUUGAACCCAAAUACCGUCUUCAGCUCUGGACUGGUCCAUGGACCCGCCUGUCCUCCAAGAACACAGGUACACUUCCUGGACAGGGAGGAACGCUGGUUUGAAACCAGAGUCAAGGAGGCCAUUUACGUCAAAAGGGAAAGACUCUGAAUCGAGGGGUCCUAAGGGUACAUUUAUUUCCUUUGUAACGUCCAUUUAAAUUUCCAUUUAAACAUAGACAACAAGUAAGUAGACUAAGCACAGUAGGAAAUGGUUUGCCCCUUCUCAUCAGCAACACCUGGACAGAACUCUGCCAUAACCAGUACAUAAAAUGAAAUACAACCCUCUAGUGGUGAUAAAGACAGGGAAAUAAGAAAAAUGGCUCCUACACACCAGAUCCUAAUUACAUGAGGCAGAGAACAUAGCAAUUAUUGAACUUAAAGGUGCCAUGAUGAAUUCGGCUUUAUUAUGUGAUAAGAACAAGUAGUCUGAUAUCCUGUAAUCAUGAUGACGCUAAGUUUUAAGAUAAAAUAAAUAAAAUAAGUUUUUGUACAAAGUAUCGUAUCGGUUUAGUAUCGUCGAUACCACCCUGAAUUUUACUUGGUAUUGGAUCAGAAAGGAAAUCAGUGGUAUCCAGUGUUGGGUGUAAUGCGUUACUGUAUUUAAAUUACUUUUCCACUGAAAAAGUAGAGUAACUAAUUACUGUUCAUUUUUAGGUAUUUUAAAUACAGUUACUUACAAUGUACUUGCGUUACAUUGUAAAAUAACUAAGCUCGCUGAAAAUCAUUAUUUAAUUUCAAUAAUUUAUCUUCUAAAGGUAAAAAUAAACUCUGCCGCUUUAACAUCGCUGUAGUGCAGCUGUACGUCAUUUCGCGCCAGUUUGCUGCAUAGUCGUAUUCUACAGCGGAAGAUGUCGGACUCGGCUGAAGCGAGGGCCUGUUUUAUGAAAUGGAAAUAUUCCCGUCACUUCACUUUUCUAAAACAAGCAGACAAGAACAUUACGGUAAUACGUAAGCUAUGUCCUGGGGAGAAAAAAUUAUCGGCCGCUGUCAAUAGCACGAGUAAUCUACUGAAGCACCUGACACGGCAGCACAGACAAAGCCUUCUGAGUGAGCCAUCUUCAUCAUCCACGGAUAACACCGCGGCAACUCCUGCUAAGCAGACGAAACUUGAUUUCACUUCAGCAACACAGAAAGUGUCUGAAGGUGAGCUUAAGAAAAUGAUUGCAGGCUACGUUGUGGAAGAGAUGCUACCGCUGCGUACUGUAGAGUCUCUGUCUUUUAGGUGCAUAUUAAACAAAAUACCUGUGUGUGGCAAAAAAGCAGCACUGCAUGAUCGAAAAAUGUUUUCUGCUUACUUAGAUAAGUGUUAUGCUGACAUGGAAAUGGAGCUUAAAGAGACAUUCGAGAGUUUGGAAUAUAUUUCCACGACUGCUGACAUUUGGACCAGCCAUAACAAAAGUUUUCUCGGAAUGACGGCACACUGGAUUGAUCCUUCUACUUUUGUACGAGGACAUGCAGCGCUAGCAUGUAAAAGAGUUCGAGGGAGACACACACAUGAUGUCAUCGGCAAUGAAAUCGAGCAAGUACAUUCGGCUUAUGGACUGAACUCUAAAGUGACAACCACCGUGACAGACAACAGGUCCAAUUUUAUCAAAGCUUUUAGAAUGUUCCAAAAAUCAGACUCUGAUGAGGAAUUGGAAGAAGAUGACGAGGUGACAUUUAUUGAUGUUGAGCAGACCCUCUCCACAAAAUCUGAAGGACAGUUUUCUCUCCCUCCACACUUAAGGUGUGCAUCACACACACUGAACUUAAUUUUUCAUGAUGUUGAGAAAUGGCUUCAAGCAAAUGAGGCAAAAUUCAUCUACAGAAGUGCAACUUCAAAGUGUUCUGCAAUGUGGACAAAAGCAAACCGUUCUUCUGUUGCUUCAGAGUUGGUAGAUAAUUUUUUCAUGAAAAAACUCAUAGUACCUGUUUCAACACGAUGGAAUUCAUUUCACCACGCUCUGUCCAGGAUCACUGACAUUCCCCUUGCUGAAUUAAAUACUGUCUGCACUCAGUUUGGAAUCAAAUGCUUCACUGAUCGGGAGUAUCUGUUCCUAAAGGAGUAUUGUAUCGUGUUGAAGCCACUCACUGUUGCACUAGACAUAUUGCAAGGAGAAGAGAACUGCUAUUUUGGAAUCCUUCUUCCAACUCUGGAGAUUCUAAUAUCCAGGACGCUGGCACUGCAGGACGAGCUUAAGCUGACAGCAUCCCUCCCUGAUAUCAUUGUUAAGGCGAUCAAGGUGCGCUUUUCCUCAAUGAUGGACAAUAAAGAAGCUCUCCUGGCUGCAGUCACUUUGCCUAAAUUUAAGUUACGCUGGAUCAGAGAAGAAGAGAAAAAAGACAUGGUUAGGGCAAUGCUUACUACAGAGUGCCGUGGGUUGUCUCUUGAAGACCAACAACCUGCUCAAGAUCACAAGAACCCUGCUAACUCCACUGAUGACUUUUUUUCAUUUGAGGAGGACGACUGUACCUACUCUGCUGAAACAGAGGUGAUGGAAUAUUUGAAAUAUGCUGGGUCUGAGCUGGGUGUUCUUAGCCAGUUUCCCAGGAUUAAGGCCAUUUCACUGAGGUACAACACAGCCACACCAUCAAGCGCACCAGUCGAAAGGCCUUUUAGCCUCGGCAAUCUUGUGCUUACACCCAGAAGGAACAGACUGUCAAGUGAACGCUUUGAGAGACUUACAUUAAUGAGAUACAACAACUUUUUCAAAAACAACACAGCUAAGUAGUACAAAAAAUGUUUCGGAAAACAUGAGUGCAUACAGCAUGCAGGAAAUAUGGUGCUCAUUGGUUUGAGGAAGUUUCACAGGAAUUCUGUUUGUUAACCAAAGUUCAGAGUUAACUUCACUUUGUUGAAUGACAUGAUUACAUACAUUAUGUAUGAAUAUGUUACUCAUUGCUUUGAAAAUGUAAAAAUUUUAAUGUUUACUGCGUGAAAUAUGUUUAACAUGUCUUAAGUUAAGCUUUUUUGUUAUUCAGAUAUGUUUUUUUUUUGUUUGUUUGUUUUUUUUUAACCUGUCCCGUUUGGUUCUUUUGCCAUCAAAAUUAUUAUCUAAAGGCGAAGAAAGAUGCCCAACGGAUUUACU
This is a messenger RNA of Oreochromis aureus, 4148 nucleotides long. RefSeq lists its product as uncharacterized. The transcript is spliced from 2 exons. The record is from RefSeq and is a predicted model, not a curated record. NCBI's taxonomy places the organism in Eukaryota, Metazoa, Chordata, Actinopteri, Cichliformes, Cichlidae. Bases 1929 to 3791 code for a protein of 620 amino acids.